UAAACCCCUUUUCUUUUCUGUCGUACCCUUGCCGCUCUCUCUGUUUUCCCAGACUUCGACCUUUCCAUCACCACUUUUGAAUUCGAUCUUUUUCGAAUUUUCGUGCUCCAAUCUUCCGCAUAAUUCACAGUGAAGGCUGCAUAUAUAUACGGAGACGUAGAUAAUGGCGGCGGCGGCUGCAAAUAAUCAGCUGAAUGUGGAGGAGUGGCCGUCGUGGGGCUCUCGGAGCGUUGAAUGCUUUGAAAAACUCGAGCAGAUUGGGGAAGGAACCUACGGUCAAGUAUACAUGGCCAGAGAAAAGAAAAGUGGAGAAAUUGUUGCUUUAAAAAAGAUACGCAUGGAUAAUGAAAAAGAAGGGUUCCCGAUUACUGCCAUCCGAGAAAUUAAAAUUCUAAAGAAGCUACAUCAUGAAAAUGUUAUUAAAUUGAAAGAGAUAGUGACAUCUCCUGGCCGUGAAAGCAAUGAGCAAGGAAAGCCUGAUUGUAAUAAAUACAAGGGAAACAUUUACAUGGUCUUUGAGUACAUGGACCAUGACUUGACUGGCCUUGCAGAUCGUCCUGGACUGAGAUUUACAGUUCCACAAAUAAAAUGUUACAUGAAGCAACUGCUCACGGGUCUUCAUUAUUGUCAUGUAAAUCAAGUGCUUCACAGGGACAUAAAAGGGUCUAAUCUUCUAAUUGACAACGAGGGAAAUCUGAAGCUUGCUGACUUUGGACUUGCACGUUCCUUUUCCAACGACAUCAAUGCCAAUCUUACAAAUCGGGUUAUUACUUUGUGGUACAGACCUCCAGAGUUGCUUCUUGGAGCCACUAAGUAUGGUCCAGCUGUUGACAUGUGGUCUGUUGGUUGUAUCUUUGCUGAGCUAUUGUAUGGAAAACCGAUCUUACCCGGAAAAAAUGAGCCUGAACAGUUGAAUAAAAUAUUUGAGCUUUGUGGAACCCCUGAUGAGUUAUCGUGGCCUGGUGUUUCAAAGAUUCCAUGGUAUAACAAAUUUAAGCCAUCACGUCAAAUGAAAAAGCGAAUUCGGGAGCUCUUUAGACAUUUUGACCGACAUGCUUUGGAUUUGUUGGAGAAAAUGCUGGUUCUUGAUCCAGCUCAGAGAAUUUCAGCAAAGGAUGCUCUAGAUGCUGAAUAUUUCUGGACUGAUCCCUUACCUUGCGACCCAAAAAGUUUGCCAAAAUAUGAAUCCUCACAUGAGUUCCAGACGAAGAAAAAAAGACAGCAGCAGCGGCAAAAUGAAGAACUGGCAAAAAGACAGAAGUUGCAGCAUCCACAGCAACAUGCACGCUUGCCUCCAAUUCAAACCGGACAACCUCAUCCUCAACACUGGAAUGGCCCUGGCCAGCAAAUGGGCAAUUCUCAGCCGCCUCUGCCUGGUGUGCCUAGUCAUCAUCAGUAUGGAAAGCCUCGUGGUCCUCCUGGGGGGCCCAGUAGAUACCCACCGGGAGGGGCUGCUGGUGGAUAUUAUCAAGAUCGUGGAGGUCAAAGUGGUGGUUAUAAUAGCGGUCCGUUUCCACCUCAGGGGCGAGGACCACCUCUUUAUCCUGGAAAUAGUGCUCCUUCAAACGCUCCCCGAGGAACUGGUGGUGGAUAUGGAGCACCUCCUAAUUAUUCCCAAAGUGGUCAAUACGGGGUUUCUGGCGGCAGGGGUCCAAAUCCACAAGGUGGUAACAGAAAUCAGCAGUACGGUUGGCAGCAAUAGCAUUGAAUAGCGAUUGAGAGGCGCAAAAUUGGUUCAAUACAAGUAAGGAUGGGAACAGUCGACCUGUACUGGUUAUGCAGCUGAAAUUUCGGAAACGAUCAACAACCUUAGGUAAUUGUUACUAGACUUGUAUAGCAGGUACUCGCGUCUCUGUUAUUCAGAAAGCAUUUUUCAGGAUCGUGUUCAAGGCUAGGUAUAGGGAUUGCCUUUCUGUGACUUCCAGAACCGAUCAUUGAACAUAUUAUACUAUCUAGAAAUUUUUUAUUCUGUCGUGUGAUGAUAAGUGGUGAAAGAUCAAAUUGGUUUGACCAGAAAUGUUGCUGAUAUAUAUCAGAGAUGCUAACUUUUCCGUA
Sesamum indicum (sesame) is the source of this 2055-nucleotide messenger RNA. It is a transcript of the gene CDKC;1, whose product is annotated as cyclin-dependent kinase C;1. The record is from RefSeq and is a predicted model, not a curated record. Gene Ontology annotation, molecular function: RNA polymerase II CTD heptapeptide repeat kinase activity; ATP binding. Lineage: Eukaryota; Viridiplantae; Streptophyta; Magnoliopsida; Lamiales; Pedaliaceae. Gene Ontology annotation, cellular component: nucleus; cyclin-dependent protein kinase holoenzyme complex. Gene Ontology annotation, biological process: positive regulation of transcription elongation by RNA polymerase II; protein phosphorylation.